GCGCCGGGCGCGGAACCGACGCCGCGGCGCUGGCGCUGCGAGUCGCCGGAGCGCGCUCGCGCGACGGACUCGGCGCCGCGGCCCGAGUUCGCGUUGCCCGACAACGCCCGCGCGGCGCCGGAGCCGCCGGCCGACGCCGCGCGCCGCUCGCCGACGGGCGCGGCGCGCUCGUGCGGCGCGCGGCCCCGCGCGUGCGUGGAGGCGCGCGCGGCCGUGCACGCGCUGCUGGCGGCGAGCGGCGCGCUGUACGCGCUGGCGUUCCUGGCGUUCUACUUCCUGAGCCUGCAGUGAGCCGCCCGACGGCGGAGACGCCUCUGCGCAGUUGCGGUCCCCGUUGUUGUACGACUCCUAUGAUAAGUUUAAAAUACAAUAGUAUGAUAUAAUUUUAUACCCGUUAGACUCAAAAUGUACGUAAUAUAUACGAUUUUUCCUACUCGUAUAUGUUCUAGUUAUUACUUCUAUAUUGAUUAUUUUUAAUGGAGUAUUGAGUGUUGAAUUUGCAAAGCUUCAAACAAUAAAAGUAUCUAUGCA
Messenger RNA from Pararge aegeria (speckled wood butterfly), 531 nucleotides. RefSeq lists its product as uncharacterized. The transcript has a single exon. The annotation marks the transcript as partial. NCBI's taxonomy places the organism in Eukaryota, Metazoa, Arthropoda, Insecta, Lepidoptera, Nymphalidae. The record is from RefSeq and is a predicted model, not a curated record.